Messenger RNA from Suillus paluster, 686 nucleotides. RefSeq lists its product as uncharacterized. Lineage: Eukaryota; Fungi; Basidiomycota; Agaricomycetes; Boletales; Suillaceae. The coding region runs from base 154 to 636 and encodes 160 amino acids. The record is from RefSeq and is a predicted model, not a curated record. The transcript has 4 exons.
UACGAGGACUGUUCGCCUCGAUACGUCGGGCGUGGUUUUUCGGUGCAUUCGCGCGUCCGCGUGCGGCAUUGCCCUCCUUGACCCGCCAAUGCAGACAUUGAUAAGCUCAUAUCAUUGACCAGAUCAAAAUGCGCAUACCACGCAGCCAUAUACAUGAUGCGUUGCUCACGGGACAAGUCAUGGUCAAAGCAUACGAGGAUGACCUUGCGGGAGUCUAGCGGUGCUUCCGUGCUUUGCGCGGUACUGUUGCCAUAUCCAAAGCUCUGUCGUGAUGUCAAGCUGCUAUUGCAUGCUGUCGAUCUGACGAGGCUAGCUUCGAGUCAGAUCUCACGUUACCCUGAGUUUUUUUCGGGUGUAUGUGGAUCUCUGUGUGCUCGCAUGCAGCGAAGUGGAAGCCUGUCGGGAAAAUAUCCUGCCGAUUUUCGGUGGCGGAAGUUUAAUAAAAUUCGUCCUUCCAUUGGGAGAGUAUCAUCACUGUUUCACGGUGAUUGUUAUAUAACGUACAUGUUGCUUAUGGGGCCUUCAUGGUUUGCGUGGUCGGGCACUUUGAUGGCGGUUCUUUCCGUCAACACGAGGCAGAUCCCAUGGCUUGUGCCUGGAUCCGCCGUCUUCAACUGGAGCCCUCGGGCCUGUUGAUGAUUAUCGCAUAAUUUUUUGCUUCUUCCCUUCUUCGUGAAGGAUGUUCG